This is a messenger RNA of Tribolium castaneum (red flour beetle), 1031 nucleotides long. RefSeq lists its product as uncharacterized. Gene Ontology annotation, biological process: tRNA N1-guanine methylation. The record is from RefSeq and is a predicted model, not a curated record. The coding region runs from base 131 to 1015 and encodes 294 amino acids. Gene Ontology annotation, molecular function: tRNA binding. The transcript has 4 exons. Gene Ontology annotation, cellular component: nucleoplasm; nucleus. NCBI's taxonomy places the organism in Eukaryota, Metazoa, Arthropoda, Insecta, Coleoptera, Tenebrionidae.
ACGUCCGUGCUAACCAAUCCAUAAUUUUAUCGCUCAGUGGGAUCAAACGUCAUUUGUCAAACGUGCUAAAGUGAGGUUAAAAACCAAUAUUUUUUUAAUAAAACGUUAUUUAACGUGCAAAAACCACAAAAUGAGUGCUUGUGAUGACACAACUCGGACACCGCCCCCAAACCCUGAUGUCAUCCCAGCGAAAAAAAUCGCUUGUGCCCCAAAACUCUUCAACGGCGUGGAAAUCUCGCAACUGACCAAACGCCAAAUGAAGAAGUACCAAAAGUGCCUCAAAUGGCAACAAGUCAAGAAGGAAAAACGGGCGAAAGAACGCCUCAAAAGCAAGGAAAAGCGGAUUCAAGCCAAGCUAAACAACGUGGAUUUGGGGCCCAGUCGCAAGCAACUCAAACGCAUGAAAAUGAAAGACAGUCCGUGUAAAAUCACCGUGUGCAUUGACCUAAGUUUCGACGACUUAAUGAUCGAUAAAGACAUGGCUAAAACUAUUAAACAAAUUUUACGAAUUUAUACGGAAAAUAGGCGCGCUCAGGCCCCCAUGCAACUCUAUUUGACCAGUUUCAACGGCCGGAGUAAGACAGAAAUGGAAAAACACCACGGUUUUGAAAACUGGGACCUUAAUUUUUGCCCCCAAGACUAUUUAGAUAUUUUUACGAAGGAAAAACUGGUUUAUUUAAGCAGCGAAAGCGAUAAAGUCAUCACCGAGCUACAGCAAGACAAGGUUUAUAUCAUAGGGGGCCUAGUUGACCAUAAUUUCCAUAAGGGUAUUUGCUACAAGAAAGCACUAGAGCAAGGAAUAGAUCACGGCCAACUUCCCAUAAGCGAGUAUUUCUGGCUAAACCAUCGAAAAGUCCUAACUAUAAAUCAAGUUUUCGAAAUAUUGCUCCGAGUUAGUGAAGGCAAAACAUUCAAAGCUGCGUUCGAGAUGAUCUUGCCGAAGAGAAUCGAGAAAAUUUCGGCGCAGGAUUCGUCUGAAGAGGAACAAAAUGAUACAACUUGUGAUAAUAAAUAAUAAAUGUUUUGAGUAA